Ipomoea triloba (trilobed morning glory) is the source of this 1074-nucleotide messenger RNA. Its product is annotated as zinc finger BED domain-containing protein RICESLEEPER 2-like. The record is from RefSeq and is a predicted model, not a curated record. The transcript is spliced from 4 exons. Bases 1 to 1074 code for a protein of 357 amino acids. Gene Ontology annotation, molecular function: protein dimerization activity. Lineage: Eukaryota; Viridiplantae; Streptophyta; Magnoliopsida; Solanales; Convolvulaceae.
AUGCCUCAUCUAAUGACACUGCUAUGGGGUUUCUUAAGAAAAAAAAUAGUGUCUUGGGGAACAUCAACUGUGAAGGCUAAGUACAUUCACAUGAGGUGCAUUGAUCAUAUCCUUAACUUGAUUGUUCAAGAUGGCUUGAAGGAGUGUGAUAGUUCUGUUACAAAGGUGAGAGAGGUUGUGAGAUAUGUUAGCAAUUCACCUGCUAUGCUAAAGAAGUUCAGGAACUUGGCUGAUUUGUUAGGAAUUGAGCAAAGGUCUUCUUUGUGUCUAGAUGUUCCAACUAGAUGGAACUCUACUUAUUUGAUGUCAAAAUCUGCUUUGACUUAUCAAAAAGUCUUUGAAUCUUGUGAAGAGUCUGAUAGUUCUUUCAAAUCUAACUUGGGUGAUUCUGUGCCUGAUUUUAUGGACUGGGAUUAUGUGGGCAGUUUGGUGCAACUAUUGAAAUGUUUUUAUGAUAUGACACUAAGGACUUCUAGAUCUUUAUAUGUGACAGCUAACACAUUUUUCAAUGAGAUUUCUGACUUGUAUUGUCUAUUAAAUGGAAUGGUGGAAGCUGACCCCAGGGAUAAAUUAGAGUAUAUGCAUGUUCAAAUUAAUCAUAUGUAUAGUGAGGAGAAAGGGAAAUCAUACUUUGAUAAAGUUCUUACUGGUUUGAAUGAGUUAUUUGAUGAUUAUUCUGCUGGUCAAUCCGUUCCUGCUUCUGGUAGUGCUAGUUCUGUGUUUAUAUCUAUCUAUGUUCAGUUUCCCAUCCUUUCUAAGUUUGCUAGGGAUGUCCUAGUUAUUCCUAUCUCAACUGUUGCCUCUGAAUCUGCCUUUAGUACAUCUGGGAGAGUAUUGGAUACUUUUAGGAGUUCAUUAACUCCAAAAAUUGUGGAAGCUUUGGGGAUUAAACAGCAUAUCAGAAAGAGAGCAGUAGGUGAAGCUGCAGUUUUGAGAAAUGCAGCUUCAGGAGAUCAAAUGAUGGUGGAAGCCUGGGCAGUGUUUCAUUUGAUGGCACUAGUCUGGGCAAUUUUGGUGAGUGGUGGCAGCAAUGAUACCCUGAAAGUUGGGGUUGAGCUGGUUUUGGUGUAUUAG